UCCAAGUCGACGAACAACAGACCCAUGCCAACGGACAGAGAGGCGCAGAGCAUGGGACUCAGGAAAUGAACCGUCUCUAUGACUAGGAACAAUUUGAAGCAGCAUUUGACCUGGUUGCUGCAUCGCGGUCCGUCGCUAUAUCCUACCCUCCAGCUACCGAAACAGUCGGAGAAUUGCUCAGCUGCUACGAGAACGGAACUGAAGCAAUCACAGCCGGACUCUGAACUAUUCGUCCCAGCGACAGUAGAUCCACAAGUGGUACAGCUCGAUAACCCUACAGAGCUUGGGGUGGGGGACAUUGACAACGAUGGCGAUCGAUUGAGAACCGAUACCGAUAUGGCAAGGCUUCAAUUCGCCCCUCAAUCAGCGACGAAGCCUCGACUGCUAUCGUCAAGCAGUCCAAGAACCCCGACUGUGAAUGGUAAUGGGCAUUCUAUGCAUAGUGCGCUGCGCGUAGAGGAUCGUUAUUCUCUCAAAGAUCAUGCCGAUAACUCUAAGCGAUCAUCCUCUCAAGCCAGUGUCAAGAAACAGCUCCCUCGCCGCUCACCGUUGCCUUACGUCAAAUCGCCAAUCGCCGAUAUCGAUGAAAUCGAUCUGACCGGCGAAUUCGACGAAGAUGCUUCUUCCAGCACAAUCGAAGCGUUUGGUGAAGCACGUCGUAUCUGGAGGGAGGACUUCGCAUCCCGCGCGGAACCCACCGAAAAGCGAGGGAAAAAGAGAAAGAGCGAUGAAUAUACAUCCGACCUCUUAUCGCCAAAGAAGACCAACCCUCGCAUCCUUUCUCCGAAAUCAGGUACUAAGAAUGAGCUUCAAGACAACUUCGAGGACUUCCAGGCCCCGGCAUCUCCUAGUCCACGAAAGCGGACAUUGUCUAAGAAGGAAAGCCAGUCACCUGGGAAAUUGGGCGUUAAGAGGAAAACGCCUGACCUCCCUCGCCGCGCUGGCUCGAAGCGAGUGAUUGCAGACUCGGAUGAUGAGGAAUGCGACGGAGUGGCUACUGACUCGGAGAUUGUGGAACUUCAUUCAGACGAUGGAUUGCAUCCAAGCUUUUCUCAACGCGCUUCGACCAGCAAUAGCUCUUUAGGCAAGGCAGGACCUAGGCCCAAAAAGCAGAAGGAUGAAUCAGGCGUCACGGACAAUAAUUUAUUAGCGGCUACGGUAUCUCGGCACCAGUCCACCGCGAAGGCGCAUGAAAGUGCAACAAAGAUCAGCUAUUUGCAGACCUUGCCUUCUCCAGUUACCCCAAGCACUCAAGAGAGUAGAGACGACGACGUGACAAAGUUCCUGGACAUGUCUUCGCAGAAACUUGACGGACUCAUUAAGACGUUCGAGGCCAGUAAGGAAGCGAAUGCCCAGAUCAUAUACCACCGAGCUAUGGUAGGCGACUCAGUCGACGACUUAAUGGCCCAGAACAGGAUGCUCAUUGCCAAGGCCAAUGCAGUCGAACAAUUGCGGAAUGAGAAAGCUGCACAUGAUAAGUUCGCCUCACAGAAGGAUGAACUCAAAAAGGCGAUGAUAGAGAUCAUUAAACAAGGCGGCGACCUAUCCGACCAGGCCGCAGAGCUUGCAAAGAGUCGAUCAAUUGCCCAAGAGCUGAAUGCCAUUGAAGACAGGAUAUCGAGCUUGCUGCAAACUGUUGAUGUUUUUGGCGCCCAUGAGAGCGAUUCCUUGCCGGCCAGAACGUCAGAGCAGGAUGUCUUGGUGGAGGCUACGCAGCCGUUUAGCAAACAUACCCAACCUGACAAGGGACAAAGCAGUUUCACGGAGCGAAAUCUUGAACCGAAAACGCGGUCACCAGUGUCGACUGCUCCCGCUCUUCAAGCGUCCAACUUUCAGAGCCGCUCCAAAGAUGCAAUUUGUUCCAGCACGGAAAUGUCGUCUCACGCACGGUACACAGCCGGUUCCGCAUUCGAAGACCGCGAGACUCAGUAUGCCGAUGACGAUGAUUUUAUGAUUGACGAGGAGAUUUUCACGCGAAAUAUGGGAACCCCAGAACCUAUAGGUCGGGGAAUGGAUGAGUUCGAUCUAGACGCAAAUGAUGAGGCUAUGCUACAAGCUGCCGAGGAUCUCGAUACCGGAUUCUCUUCAGACGACGAUCUUCCAGUGCAGAACCGCAAAGUCUUUGCAGAGACUUCGGGUAACGCCACUAAAUUGUCAUCAGCAAAGAAGCCAAGUGCCGAUCCUGCUUUAAUGAUGUCUCAUCCGUGGUCGAAGGAUGUGAAGGCGGUUAUGAGGGACCGUUUCCACCUGCGCGGCUUCCGUCCAAAUCAACUCGAAGCCAUCAACGCGACUCUCGGCGGCAAAGAUACAUUUGUCCUCAUGCCUACUGGAGGGGGUAAAUCUCUAUGUUAUCAACUGCCCUCCGUUAUCAAUAGUGGUCGCACCAAGGGUGUCACUAUCGUGAUAUCACCCCUUCUCAGCUUGAUGGAAGAUCAGGUCUCUCAUCUGAAACGGCUGGAUAUCAAGGCCUUCUUUAUCAACGGGGAGGUAGAGGCAGAUCAUCGGAACUGGCUAAUGCAGACUCUAGCUAGCUCUAGCGCGGAGAAGCUUAUCCAGCUACUCUACAUUACUCCCGAGAUGAUCAACAAGAACAAACGACUCGUCGAUUGCUUGUUGACGCUUCAUCGGAGACAGAAGCUUGCACGGAUCGUGAUCGAUGAAGCACACUGCGUAAGUCAAUGGGGCCAUGAUUUUCGGCCAGACUACAAGGAACUGGGUGAAGUCAGAUCUCAGUUUCCCGGAGUGCCAGUAAUGGCUCUUACAGCGACAGCCACUGAAAACGUGAAGGUCGAUGUCAUGCAUAAUCUCGGCAUGAGAGGCUGUGAAAUCUUUCUGCAAAGCUUCAAUCGGCCGAAUCUGACGUACGAAGUGCGGAAAAAGGCAGGUGCCAAAGACGUUCUCGCCAGCAUAGCAGAGACCAUCACGACUUACUACAAAGGCCAAUCGGGCAUAAUUUAUUGUCUCUCUAGAAAUGAUUGCCAGAAAGUUGCCGAACAACUCAAGAAAGAAUAUCGCAUCAAGGCUGAGUUCUAUCAUGCUGGCAUGGACUCGUCAGCCAGGGCCAACGUGCAAAGACUUUGGCAGUCCGGAAAAUGCCGUGUGAUGGUCGCGACGAUUGCUUUCGGUAUGGGAAUCGACAAACCAGAUGUUCGCUUUGUCAUUCAUCAUUCCAUGCCCAAGAGUCUUGAGGGAUACUAUCAAGAGACCGGUCGCGCUGGAAGAGAUGGCAAGCGCUCUGGCUGUUACCUUUAUUAUGGUUACCGCGAUGUAAGUACGUUGAGGCACAUGAUAGACAAAGGAGACGGGAGCUGGGAACAGAAGGACCGCCAGCAUCAGAUGUUGCGCAACGUCGUCCAGUUUUGCGAAAACCGAAGCGACUGCAGGCGCGUACAGGUUCUUGCAUACUUCAACGAGCCAUUCCGAAAGGAAGAUUGCAACUCCUCUUGUGACAAUUGCAAAUCAGACGCCGUUUUCGAGACACAUGACUUUAGCGAGCACGCCGCGUUAGCCGUGAAGCUCGUUCGUCGCUUAAAGGACAACAAGGAGCGGGUAACCUUGCUUCAGUGUGUUGACAUCUUCCGUGGCGUCAAGAAUAAGAAGGUCAAGGAUCAGCACAGAGACCUACCAGAAUUUGGAGCAGGGUCUGAUCUUGAGCUAGGAGAGGUCGAACGUCUUUUCUUCCGGUUAUUGAGUGAGGAAGCAUUCAAGGAACAUAAUCACGCGGUCAGGAAAGGAAUCACAAUUCAAUACAUCGAGCCGGGCCGUAGAGCCAAAGACUUCGAGAGCGGACGGCAGCAACUGAAGCUGCAAGUGCGAGUUUCUCCUAACGGAAAAGCCAAACGAAAGAAACAUGGUACCGGUGUGCGGGCUGCGACAGAAGAUUACCCGCAGUCCACAAAUGUAUCGUCUCCUAUAUUGUCGGCAUCUCGCCGCCGCGCUGCUCGAAAAGGCACAGAUGCUAUGCAGGGUCCUCAACUCUCCGAGGAUGAAGACAGCGAUGGCUUCGAGAGGAUCCGUAUCGCUGGAAAGCCAGAGAGACGGGAACGACAUACUGUUGGGCCCCCUAUCACCGGCGAUGAGAAGAUGAAAGAAUUGGAUAGUAUACACCAUAUGGUCGUCGAAGACUUUGUGAUACGUGCGAAGAAAGAGUGUCAUGAUAUCAUGAUGAAGAAAGGCCUUCGGAGCCAGCCCUUCCCUGACAGCAUCUUGCGCGACAUGGCGAUCCGCUUCCCUAAAAACGAAAGCGAACUUCUUGCGAUAGGAGGCAUUGACUCUGACAAGGUUGAACGGUAUGGUUCUCAGUUCCUGCGGCUCAUUCGUGGGGCACAGCAACAUUACGAAGACCUCAAAGGCGAACAUAAUGGUGUGGUGCAUGAUCCAAAUCACGAUACUGUCAUCCCCAUCAGCAGUGAUGAUGAAUUCAGUGACGACGAUCUUUUCGCAGACGGGGUUUCUAACCUCGAUCUCGACAAUACUAUCACUAGUCAAUAUUUUGAAGUUCCUCAAGAUCGACCCCCUACCAGUCGUUCGACCCGUCGGGUAAUGUCUCGAGGCAGCCCAGCACCAUCCACGAAAGGUCGACAACGCGCGGCGACAAAAGGAACUACAAAGCGCACAUGGCGGAAGAAGGGGGCUGAUUCUGGUACCAAGAAGAGGGCUUCUGGCUCUCGGUCCAGUGCAGCGAAAGGAGGCAAUAGCUCUGCAUCGUUCGCGAAGAAAGGCAAUUCCAAGAGCGCUGGACCGCGAAUCGAGAUGAUGCCAGCCUAAUUAUUAUGUCUUUCAUUUUUGUGAUGUCUUCUCGGAAGAUGCUGCACGUAUGUGCUCGGGAAACCGGAAGUUCUUAUGACCAUUACGAUUACUGCGUCGCAUUCGAUGGCGUCUAUGGGAGUUAGGUAGUAUAAGCUAUGGCUGGAUAUCAGUAUAAUUGUGUUAUAUUGGUGCAAUAUACAUGGGCUAGCGAUAAUAUUCUUCCGCAUAUAGGUCUUGUACUUGAAUAUCAGUCAGUUAAAUACAACAGUUAGCUAGUUAACUGUAGUUAAUAUCGAUAUUGG
Molecule: messenger RNA, 5051 nt
Organism: Paecilomyces variotii
Lineage: Eukaryota; Fungi; Ascomycota; Eurotiomycetes; Eurotiales; Thermoascaceae
Product: RecQ family helicase MusN
Exons: 5
Coding region: 79-4767 (1562 amino acids)
Biological process (GO): double-strand break repair via homologous recombination; DNA replication
Cellular component (GO): RecQ family helicase-topoisomerase III complex; chromosome; nucleus
Molecular function (GO): 3'-5' DNA helicase activity; ATP binding; nucleic acid binding
Source: RefSeq, a predicted model, not a curated record